Molecule: messenger RNA, 951 nt
Organism: Rhizoctonia solani
Lineage: Eukaryota; Fungi; Basidiomycota; Agaricomycetes; Cantharellales; Ceratobasidiaceae
Product: Retrotransposon-derived protein PEG10
Exons: 2
Coding region: 1-951 (316 amino acids)
Source: RefSeq, a predicted model, not a curated record
AUGCCAAUGAAGGUCAUGACAACCUGCCUACAUCAGGAAAAACCAUUUUUGGGGGAUGUUGUUACAAGCCCAGGCACCCCUGGCUAUACAGCCCCCAUCUUCCCCCACUUGCCCACCAUUACCUCUCAGACCCCUACUUGCUCAUCCUCCCAGGCUUCCUCCCACGCUGGCCAAUCCUACCCACCCACACAUCACUUGGCAACCUGUUCCCGGCCACCCUCUAGAGCCUGCUCCCCAAUCAAUCCGGAGGAGUUGGGACCCCAACUUCCGUCAACCCCCUUUGUUGAACUCAGGGAAGUAUCCCUUGAGCGCGUCACACAUCUCCUCCUUGGCCUCCUUGGCCAAGUUGAGAACCUCAAACAGAAGUUUGAAGAAGUCCGAGAAGCAGGGGUUGAGGCCCAAAUCAACCUUGAAAACAUCUCCCAGACAGUCAAUACUGUCAAGGACGGGCUCAGGAGCCUCCAACUCCAUGGGCCAAGGACCCCAGAGGACCAGAAACCCCUGGUCGUGGAAGCAACACCACGCCCCCUACCAAAAGCCAACCCUACUGGAACGGCUAGUUGGGUCUCCUUCUGGGUGGAACCUGCCAAGGCCCCUGCCAUUUUUGCCCAGCCCACACCGGUCCAAGCAAUACCCCCACAAGUCCCUUCUCCCCCUACAUCUCCGCGUCUCCAAUCCCCAAUUGGAGCCACUGCCCCUCCACCUCCGGCUCCAGUUGCCGCCUACCCUGCCCCGGUCAAAGUAGACCACCCAGAUGCCUAUACAGGCAAGAUUGGGAGCAAAGCCAAGCAAUGGCUUACAAGGAUGUUGGCCUGGACCCGGCUAAACUCACGCAUGUUCCCCACAGACCAAGAGGUCCUAUCAUUCCUUCUCAUGAACAUGAAGGAUUUGGCGGGAGCAUGGGCGCACCCUCACCUUGAUCAGCUUGGAUCACACCGGGCCAUCAUCUGA